AUGUCCACACUACAGGCAAUUAUUCGUUAUGAACCAGCUGUGUAUGCAGACGCAGUCCAAUAUCUCAUCGUAGAUCGCCCCUUUGGGUCACGUAUAUACAGAGCUGUGUACACUAAUGACCCCGGGGAAGUACUUGCCGUCAAGGUCGUCCCGGCACAUGUCAUAUCGUACAGAAAGCCUCACAACAUCCGAAACGAAGCUGCGAUCCUGUCGAAACUAUCUCAUCCGAACAUUGUCUAUCUUCGCUCGGCCUUUUAUGACAGCGAAAAGGAGCUCUAUGAGCUUCACCUGGCGAUGAUCGAGCUCCCUCUCGAUACUCUCUUGGAUCACCCGUACUUCUCAUCUCACAGUCUCCCUGACGGAUUGCACAUAUCGACGCCUAACCCAUUCCCAGCGAUACUUCCGGAGCUGCUGCACAGCAGUGUCGUGCGCUCGCUAGCAUAUCAGCUUAUUUCUGGUACAGAAUAUAUACAUAGCCUCCAAGUGGCACAUCGGGACAUCAACCCUGGAAACAUUCUCCUCACAACCACUGGAAUUCUGAAAUUGGUCGACUUUGGUGUUGCAUGGGAUCCAUCUAUCAGCCCUUUCUCCAUCGUUGGCGAGGAAAGCGUUGAAGUGGAGCAGUCGAAAGAGAGCCUUGAUGAUAUGUGCGCUCAGAUUGCCACUGGGCACUAUCGAGCACCAGAGCUGAUGUACACACCCAAGCAUUAUAAUGCAUGUGCCACCGACUUGUGGAGUCUUGGGAUCACUCUUUCGACUCUGUUCACCCCAUUAAGGCUUCAGACGGACGAGCAAGAGGAAGAAGAAGACAAUGCCACAAGUUCUAGUGAGACCUCAGAAGACAUCCCAAUCCUCAAGGUUGAGCCGUAUAUCUUUCCUCGCAAGCCAGAUGGCGUGCCUCCUCAUGCAACAUGGAGAAGAGACCCUAUAUUUGACGCGAGCAGAGGUGAAAUUGCUUUAUUAUGGAGCAUCUUCAAAGUCCUUGGCACGCCAACAAAGGAGACCUGGCCGGACUUCCCUGGACAUCAAGAGGGCGCUGGAAUUCAGUUUAUUCAAGCCCCCCGACAAGACAUUGCCAAAUUGAUGCCACACCUCCCACCAGCCGACCCGAAUCCCUUGAAUCUCAUCGAGGCCCUCUUAGCCUACCCUCCUUCCAAACGACUAUCCGCUUCGAAAGCGAGGGUACAUUCGUGGUUCAUGGCUGGAGAACCGCUCCUAUUUCCAACUGACUACUCAUUGGAACCUGCUGAGGGAACUCAAACGACGAAUAAACUUCAAGGAUUUACACUGACUCAGAUUCUGCAUUACUUGGUCGACGUAGAGCAUUCUCGUUUUCUCGACACAACGCACCCCCGUAGCGAGUGGGAUUGA
Molecule: messenger RNA, 1371 nt
Organism: Serendipita indica DSM 11827
Lineage: Eukaryota; Fungi; Basidiomycota; Agaricomycetes; Sebacinales; Serendipitaceae
Source: the annotation of a GenBank genome assembly